AUGGAGACUUGCAAGCAUUCAGGUUGCUCUAUUAGGAAGUCUCCCUAUGUUCAAACUGCCCAUAAGCUGAAAUAUGUUGAUGAUGACUCCACGAUAUUUUGGGCGGUAGGACAUGGAUCCAGUGUACUUGUUAAGCAUGCCGAGAGGAUUGGUGAAGAAGUGGAGAUGGUUGUUCCAUUUGAAGGUUUCAACUUUGGAGAGGCAUUUCAGGGUAGAUGUCCCCCAGAACUAAAGACUUUGUCUGAUGAUAUUGUCAAAAGAUGUGGAGGACUGCCACUAGCAAUUGUAGCAAUUGGUGGUCUUUUGUCAAGAAAAGAGAAGAUUGUGUCCGAAUGGAAAAAAUUCAGUGACAGCCUUGGGUCUGAGUUGGAAAGUAAUUCCCAUCUUGAAAGUAUCAAUCCCAUUCUCUCUCUCAGUUAUCAUGAUCUGCCUUACCACCUCAAGUCCUGUUUCUUGUAUUUGGCAAUCUUUCCAGAGGACUACACAAUUAAAUGUGGGAUCCUUACUCGGCUGUGGAUUGCUGAGGGUUUUGUAAAGGCGAAGAGGGGUGUGACGCUAGAAGACACUGCAGAAGAAUUCUUGACUGAGCUCAUACACAGGAGCUUAGUUCAAGUGUCACAGGUAUAUAUUGAUGGACUUAGUAAAAGAUGCCACAUUCAUGACUUGAUGCGUGAGAUUAUUCUCAAAAAGGCUGAGGGGUUGAGUUUUUCUUGUGUAAUGGCUGAAGAAGCCUCGUGUUUUGAUGGAAGAUUUAGGCGCCUAUCAGUUCAGAAUAGCUCAAAUAAUGCUCUAGACAUUACCAGUAAAAUGUCUCACAUCCGCUCCAUUUUUCUUUACAACUCUGAGAUGUUUUCUCUGGGGACAUUGGCUUCAAAAUUUAAGCUUCUGAAAGUAUUGGAUCUUGGUGGUGCUCCUUUGGACAGAAUUUCUGAAGAUUUGGGAAAUCUAUUUCAUUUGAGAUACUUAAGCCUGAGGAAGACAAAAGUCCGGAUGCUUCCAAGGUCCAUAGGUAAACUACAAAACCUACAGACUUUGGAUCUGAAAUAUUCCCUCGUGGAAGAUCUUCCUGUUGAGAUCAGUAGGCUUAAAAAACUGUGCAAUAUUCUAUGCUUUGAUUAUACAUAUGAUAAUGCUGAUUUCAUACCGGUUUCUGUUAGUGGAGUGCAUGUAAAGGAGGAUAUUGGGGGUUUGGAAGACUUGCAGAAGCUGACUUCUGUGGACGUAACUCAUGGGGUGCAGAUAAUAACAGAGUUGGGAAAGCUGAGGCAGUUGAGGAAGCUGGGUAUUACAAAACUUUCUAGAGGAAAUGGGCAGCGUUUAUGUGCCUCCAUUUCAAACAUGGUCCACCUUAAAUAUUUGUCUGUUUGGUCGCUGAGAGGAGAUGAGAUUCUGGAUUUACAGUAUAUAUCAAAUCCACCUCCGCUUCUUUCAACUAUCUACUUAACGGGUCGUUUGGAGAAGUUACCUGACUGGAUUUCUAAACUUCCGAAUUUAGUAAGAGUGGGCAUAAAUCGUUGUAACUUAGUGAAUGAUCCAAUGCAAGGAGUUAAAGGUUUCAAGUUGUGGACAGAAACACAAGGCAAAGAGAAGUGUAUAAUCAACAGAAAUGUAACUUUUAAUGAGCAAGAUAUGCCAAAACAAACUCUAGCCAAAGAUGUGGAAGGGUCAGAUCAGCUGCACUUUGAGGUGGAGCAUGAGACUUUGCAACCUGAAAAGUCUGCAAAGACUUCAUCAGAAACAAUUCAAGAAGAAGCAGUAUAG
Molecule: messenger RNA, 1761 nt
Organism: Vitis riparia (riverbank grape)
Lineage: Eukaryota; Viridiplantae; Streptophyta; Magnoliopsida; Vitales; Vitaceae
Product: disease resistance protein RPM1-like
Exons: 5
Coding region: 1-1761 (586 amino acids)
Biological process (GO): defense response to other organism
Molecular function (GO): ADP binding
Source: RefSeq, a predicted model, not a curated record